Molecule: messenger RNA, 2094 nt
Organism: Glycine soja
Lineage: Eukaryota; Viridiplantae; Streptophyta; Magnoliopsida; Fabales; Fabaceae
Product: cryptochrome DASH, chloroplastic/mitochondrial
Exons: 13
Coding region: 1-1755 (584 amino acids)
Biological process (GO): photoreactive repair
Molecular function (GO): DNA photolyase activity; DNA binding; FAD binding
Source: RefSeq, a predicted model, not a curated record
AUGGCCAUUCUCCACUGCACGUCACUGCCAUUUCUUUCUCUGAGAACCACCAUCAGUUCCUCCAAGUCCACGUUAACCUCAACGAGAAUUCCGUUGUUCCUAGCGAUGAACUCGUUCGCCAAAUCAGAACCCGUGUCAUCCUCAGCCUCUUCAUCAUCAUCAACGUACCAGCAGGUGCCGGAGCAAGAUGCUAAUAACGACUUGGACCGCGUAGCAGACAACACGUUUCGCAGGUACACGUCCAACGUUACCAAGGGGAGUGGCAAAGGAACAGCCAUUGUCUGGUUCAGGAACGAUCUCAGAGUUUUGGAUAACGAGGCUCUCUAUAAGGCAUGGCUUUCCUCCGAAACCGUGUUACCUGUCUAUUGUGUUGAUCCUCGACUCUUUGCCACUACUUAUCAUUUCGGCUUUCCGAAAACCGGUGCAUUGAGAGCGCAAUUUCUCCUUGAAUGCUUGGCUGACUUGAGGAAGAAUUUGAUGAAAAGAGGACUAAAUUUGCUUGUACAACAUGGGAAGCCUGAGGAAAUCCUUCCUUCUCUUGCAAAAUCUUUUCAAGCUCAUACAGUGUAUGCACAGAAAGAAACUUGCAGUGAGGAGCUGAAUGUUGAAAGGUUAGUCAUGAGAGGUCUUAAACAAGUUGUGACAUCACCUGAGGAGUCCAGUGGUAUCACAGUUUCAAACAACAUCCCUAAGCUGCAACUAGUUUGGGGCACCACCAUGUACCACCUUGAUGACCUUCCUUUUGAUGCUACUAGUUUGCCAGAUGUGUAUACUCAAUUUCGUAAGCUUGUUGAAACCAAAUGUACUAUACGCUCAUGCAUCAAACUACCAGCAUCUCUUGGACCACCUCCCACAGUUCAGGAUUGGGGAUGCCUUCCUUCAUUAGAGCAGCUGGGACUUAGCUCACAGAGUGUUAACAAAGGGAUGAAGUUUGUGGGGGGUGAAACUGCAGCAUUGAGCAGAGUAUAUGAAUACUUUUGGAAGAAGGACUUGCUGAGGGUAUAUAAAGAGACCAGGAAUGGGAUGUUGGGGCCUGAUUAUUCUACCAAAUUCUCACCAUGGCUUGCCUCAGGAAGUUUGUCUCCUCGUUUCAUAUAUGAAGAGGUGAAGAGAUAUGAGAAUGAUAGACUAGCAAAUAGUUCUACCUACUGGGUUUUGUUCGAGUUGAUAUGGAGGGAUUACUUUAGGUUUUUGUCAGUGAAAUAUGGGAAUUCGCUUUUCCAUUUAGGUGGUCCUAGGAAAGUUCAGCGCAACUGGAGCCAAGACAAGAAUUUGUUUGAAUCCUGGAGAGAUGGUUGUACUGGGUAUCCUCUGAUAGAUGCCAAUAUGAAAGAAUUAUCAACUACAGGAUUUAUGUCAAAUCGAGGACGGCAGAUUGUGUGUUCAUUUCUUGUUCGUGAUAUGGGCAUUGAUUGGCGCAUGGGAGCAGAAUGGUUUGAGACAUGUCUUUUGGAUUAUGAUCCAUGUUCUAAUUAUGGAAACUGGACUUAUGGAUCAGGAGUUGGGAAUGAUCCCAGAGAAGAUCGUUAUUUCAGCAUCCCAAAACAAGCACAAACGUAUGACCCUGAAGGUGAGUAUGUUGCAUACUGGUUGCCGCAGUUGCGAAAAAUCCCAAAGGAGAAAAGAAACUUUCCUGGAAAUUUAAUAUACAUUCCUCAAAUUGUGCCUCUCAAGUUUGGAACAACUAGUGGACACAAUAAGGACAAGUUCUUUGGUGCAAGAAGAACCAACGAUAGAGGAAGUAAAAGAAGAUAGAACAGGAGAUAAAUUUGAAGAAGAGAAGAAGAAAAAUAUGGCAGCACCAAUGGUGAAGGCCUUCCUCCAAUGGGACGUAGAAUUCUCCUUCUGCAUGGUAGCAUAUUGGUCCUAGGGGCUUUGCUCGGGUGUAUCAAAAAAUACAAUAUGCAUCUUUUUGAAUUUUAGCAUUUCCUAGUUUAAAUUCAUUCUUAUUGAUACUUGUUCUGUUAUGGCUGUUCUAUGUUUCUUAGCUGUAUGAGAAAAAAGGUUUGAAUCCCUGACACUUUAAACAUUAACUUAUGCCAUAAGGUAAAGUGAAAUGACACUUGAAACAUCUUCGUAAAACGUUCCCCAAAA